Molecule: messenger RNA, 6320 nt
Organism: Drosophila eugracilis
Lineage: Eukaryota; Metazoa; Arthropoda; Insecta; Diptera; Drosophilidae
Gene: velo
Exons: 9
Coding region: 637-6102 (1821 amino acids)
Biological process (GO): protein desumoylation
Cellular component (GO): cytoplasm; nucleus
Molecular function (GO): SUMO-specific endopeptidase activity
Source: RefSeq, a predicted model, not a curated record
CAUCUCUUCCACCCGCUGUUGUUGUUGCAUCUCUUCUUCUUCACCCAAUUCGCCAGAGCGCGCAGCAAACAACAAAACACACAGUGCUUAAAAACCGCGAUUUCAAUUGCCGUUAAAAACGUUACUACUCGAAAUUCGAUAAAUAACUCCAUCAUGUGUCUGAAAUUAAAGCAAAUCACCAUUAAACGACGUUCAUGGCGAAAAUCUGGAGAUUUUAAACCAACUCCAGUGGCCCGACCGUUUAGUGGUCCCUUUAAACGGGCUACAUGCCAAACAGAGGGACCACUAAACAUUAGGCGAAGAGGACGGCACAAGGCAGACAUCGAUAAAUCAGCGGCCCAAAGCAACACUGCAAAAUGUUUGUAAACAGCUGACGAAGCCGCUAGAUGGCGUUAUUACACAGGCAUUGCCAGAUAGGAAAAAUUCUGCAAAUGCUGCCCUGCAUUGGGAACGCCAUUUUUAUUGCAAGAAAGAAAGCCAAAUUUUUCAAGUAAAAACACGAGUAAUUAAAGUCUAAUAAUUGUGAAAAGACACCGCGAAUAUGAUUUAAUCGAAGACAAAUUAAUUCGGGUUGCGAGCACAACGAGCGGCGCUAAAACGUUGCCAUUUUUGGAAAGUCCAAGGAGGUGUUAAAAAAUGGAACAAUAUAUAGUGCCCCUAGAGGAGCCCGUCUACUCGGAUCUGCAGGUAGUGCAAGUGCCCCAAGAUGAGGUUGGGUCUUUGGUCCUUCAAGAUGACCAGCAGUUGGUGUUCAACGAUCAGCAGCAAGUUGUCUAUCAAACGGCGGCUCCUGCGCAAUACCAACAGCCUCAGCAGUCGGCUGCACCCACAUACCACAUAAUUGGAGGCGAUGAUCUCGCUCAGCAGCAGCAGCAGCAACACCAGCAACAACAGCAGCAGCAGCAACAACAACAACAGCAGCAGCAACAGGUUGUGAUGCAUCAUCAGCAGCAUCAAGUGCAGCAGGUACAUUAUCAGCAACAGCAACAGGAUGCCCAGCAGCAGCAAUUGCAUUUGGAGCAACAGCAGCAGCAGCAACAGCAACAAUAUGUUCAGCACCAACAACAGCAACCCGCCAUUCAGCAUACGCAACAGAUUUACUAUACUUCCGAGCAAGUCUUGCAACCAAAUGCCAUUGUACAACAUAUGCAGCAACAGAAAAAACAGCAGCAAGUGCUGCAGCAACAGCAACAGCAGCAACAACAACAGUAUCAGCAACAUGCACCCACCUAUCAGGUACAAGCCUCACCCCAAGGGCAACCGCAAUUGCUGCAGAGCACCCAGCAGCAGCACCAGCAAACGCAGCAGCCACAAACGUUGCAGUUGCAGACAUCACCACCCCAACAGCAGCCGCAGCAGCACCAGCAGAUUGUCUACCGUAUGACUACCACCCCCCAGCAACAAAGGCCCUUGGGGAUGCUAAACAAUACACACGUGAUUGUCCAGCAGCAACCCGUGCUGAUCCAAGCUCCGCAGCACCAGGAGCUAAUUAUGCGCCAGACGGCCAUUCAUCCGUACAAUAAUCGCGUCGUUUAUGCCACAUCACCGCAACAACAACAACAACAGCAGCAGCACGUCAUCCAGCAACACGUACAACAGCAGCAAGUGCAACAGCAACAAGUCCAGCAGCAACAGCAGAUGCAGCUGCAGGCUACGGCCCAAACAGCCCAUUUGGUUCAGGCGCGUGUUGUGCCCCAGCAAACCCAAAACGUUGUCUACCAACAGUUGCAAGUGCAGAAGGUUCAGCCGCAGCAACAGCAACAGCAACCAGUGCAACAGCAGCAACAACCACAGUUGGUGGCUCAGCAGCAGCCGCAACUAGUGACCACCACUGCUACUGGAGGUGCUCAGCUCGUAAGGGCUGCCUUUAGAAAAGCGACUCGAGGUGGAGCUGUUUUGGCUAGACCAGCAACCCUAAUCACCACAAGGCCCACGCUCACACCAGCAGCAAUUGUACGUCAGGUUCGUCCACGAGGCGGAGCAGUAGGUUCAGUGCCCGGUGGACUGGUUAGGAAUAUGCGCCCUGCCGGAGUGCGACCCACUCGAGCUCAAUUAGUGGUGCAGACCAGCGGCGCCGAGGGGCAGACAAUGCAAAUUGUAACUCCAGCCCAAAUGAAACAUAUUACCAUCAGCACGAAUCUCGGCCAGCCGCAACAACAACAGCAGCAACCCCAGCAACAACAGCAGUUACAGCAGCAACCGCGUCACAUCUAUCGCACGCACAUGGUCACCGAUGGGAAUCCUCAGCAGCAGCCGCAACAGCAGCAACCUCAGCAGCACCAGCAUAUGCUGAUGAUGCGGCAUACUCCGAUUCGAUAUAGGGCUCCUGUAACCUUGACCUCAGCUGUGGCGGCACCAGUUCCAGCACCGGCCCCGGCUCCUGCAGGUGGAGUGGUUCAGCAAAGUAAUAUUGGCAUGGACCUGGAAGAGAGGAUUCAGGCGGCAGUGCUGAAGAAAGAGCAACAAAAACCUCCGCCACCAACGCAGCCAGUGACUCCCAAUCAACUGCAGCCUAUGCAACUAGGAACGGGUACUACACUGACCACUUACUAUCCUGGGGGAGCAGCUCCGCAGGAAGAGGAGCAACAACAACAACAACAACAGCAGCAGCAGCAAGUGGUCCAGAAUCAGGCACAGGGAAUACGUCCGCCCAGUGGAGCCAGCAUGACAUUAGCGGAGUACAAAAAGCGUCAAACUCUCUCAGCCUCGCCAGCUCCUGUUCCUGCACCAAAUCCCGGCCUCGCACCCAUGAGGGCAACUGCACCCGCAGCCAUGGUUCGUCCAACGGCUAAAAUUACACCCUCACAACCUACUGGUGCUUUGCCUCCGGGAACAAGGAUUAUGCAACCGCAAAGGCCAGUCCCAGCUGCAGUGGUGGCACCGCUUCCGGCUCCAGCAGCUGUUACUCAAGGAUCAUCCGUGAUGAAGACUUCGCACAACAACUAUGAGAUCCACUCGCAACAUGUACUGAACAACCGAGCCGGUCAAGAAAUAGCAGAGCGCGAUAAGAAUAGUGCCAAAAUGUUAGUGAUCCUGGCCAGCGGUGAGCAACGUUUAAUCACCUUUACGCUGCCACGAGAAUCCUGUACGGUCCAGGAUCUUCUUGAGCAGGUUGGAGUUCCUUUCGAUCACAACACCACCAUCCAGUGUGUUGAACAUCGUGGUGCUAAUGUCGAUUUUGUGGUCACCGUUGGAUUCACGGUUCAUGAAUCAGCCAGCGAAUUGAUUUCACGAGCGGAGGAGAGCCUUCAGAUGAACCGCUCGCAGGAGAAUCAAGCAGCAGUAGCCGGAGCAGCAGCUAAUUCUAAUUCUGCCGCCCCGAGUGCCGCACCCGCCUAUGCCCAAGCAAAUGCCGCAGCCGAGCAGGCAAAACGAGAAGCUGCCAGUUCGGCUAGUGGAAAUACCUCAGUCGGAACCGUGUCAUCUGCUGGAUCUACUCCGUCGGAGGGCAGGAAACUGAUCGAUGGCUUCCUGGCCGUCUGCCAGCUAUGUGGCUUUACAGGAGUUGAUCACGCUCGUUGCGAGCGGUGUAAACGAGUCUUCCCAGAGCCACCAAAGCGCAAGUCUUAUAUGCCCAAAAACAGUGCUGCAUCCUCGCCAGCAUCGUCGUCUUCCAGCGAACUAGUGACCGCAGCAUCAUCAGCGGCGGACAAGAAACGAGAAUUGGCAGCAGCUCGAUUUAGCAAACAAUUGGCCGGAGUGACCUAUGCAUCCACGGGAGUGGGAGUUGGAGCACGCGGUCGCGGAUCCAUGGCCAUGAGAGGUGGAAGGGCCAGAGGAGGCAGACGGGUGGCCGAAGCGGAUCCCGUGGUGCUGCUGAGCAGCGAAGACGAAGCUGAUGAGGGUGAAGGAAACACGGACUCAGGAAAUCAACCCUCCAACAAUUCCAAGUUAAUCUCCAAUGGAAAUCUUCAUGAACUUUCCGCCGCCUUUGCCUGCGAGCCCAAUUUGCCAGAGAUCGAUGAGGAACCUUUGUACAAAGAUUUUACCCGUGGGGAUGUUACCGAUCUGUCAGAUAUCGCCGAGCCGGAACAGUUUUCAACAUCCUUGAAAUGCAGUUGCGUGCGCUUGGCUCCAUACAGAUUCGAGAUUACAGAGCCGGUAUGCUUCACUUCGAAAGGAGUUCGCAUUGCUGGUAAACUGCAGGAAAAGGAUGAGAAGUUCGAACUGCACAUUCACAAGCAGGAAGUCAUUAAGGUGAUAGCCCACUUCGGAAAUGUAGAGCCCGCUCAACCGCUGGUCACGCUAUAUCUUCUCAAGACCUGCGCCGAAUAUGUCAAGAACCAGCUUAAGUUGCCUGAUGAUCAGCAUCACGAACAAACAGGCUUUAAGACGCAUAGUUAUCACACUCGUCGCCUGAUCCUGCUUUUCGAUAGCGUAUCCAUGUCAGCCCGAGGUAUUAUCAAGACUAUGUUCAGCUGUGUGGACGAGAUAUCCUCCACCGAUGCCGCUGAGAUUAUCGAGAGGAUCGCUGACUCUGAUCGCAAGACGCAGGACAAGACCUCGCAGCCACCACCGCGCCAAUUGAGAGCAGACGAACAGGUUAGCCUGCUGAUGUAUCCGCCUAAGGGAACCGGAAGCCUUUGCAUCCGCAUGGAGGACUAUGUGUGCCUCACCAAGGAGUCUUACCUCAACGACAUCAUUAUUGAUUUUUACCUAUUGUGGCUAAGGAACACAUUGAUUCCAGAACCGCAACGCGAGAGGACGCACAUCUUCAGCACAUUUUUUUACAAGAGAUUAACAACGCUGACGCGGCCAGCUGACAUGAAGCAAACGGCAGCCCAGAAGCGUCACGCUAGGGUACAGAAAUGGACCAAGGUGGUGGACAUAUUUGAUAAGGAUUUUAUUAUUGUACCGAUCAACGAACAGUCCCAUUGGUUCCUGGCUAUUAUCUGUUUUCCCAAUUUGAAAGGUCCUGUGACGUUCGACACGAAUCAGCCUGUAGAACCGCAACAUUUAAAGAGGGCCAGGGGCAAGAAGGUAGCCCUGCAGAUUGGCAACACCACCAUUACCCCGUUGUCAAAAAGGGGAGAGGGUGGACAACUUCCGGCCGCUCUUACAGCAGACAAUGUUUGUCGAAUAGCAGACGAUGAAAGCGAAAGGGAUGAGGCUGAGGGCGAUGACAGUGACAUGGCCUCGGAGGACAGUGAAAACUCGAAUUCGGCCAAGGACCCACCACCCACUCCAACAUCCACUACUACCAGUGCCCCCAGUCAAUCGAACUCAAAUCCCAGCGGAGCAGCGAGGAACAUUUCUUCCGAUGAGGUGCCAGCUGUUAAGCAACCUCUGAUCCUUAUCUUCGAUUCCCUGGCGGGAGCUUCGCGGAGUCGCGUGGUAGCCACAUUGCGAGAUUAUCUCACAUGCGAGUACCGGGUGAAGAAGCCGGAUGCGCAGGCGCACGUCUUCAACAAGGACAACAUGCCGGGCCACUGCGUCAAGGUGCCUCAGCAGAACAACUUUACAGAUUGCGGCCUGUAUCUGCUGCAGUAUGUGGAGCAGUUCUUUAGCGAGCCAAUCAGAGACUACAGGCUGCCUAUCAAGCAGCUGACCAACUGGUUCGACUUCCUGACAGUGACGAAAAAGCGCGAGGACAUUGCCAAUCUCAUCCAGAAGUUGAUGGAUGAGGGCAAUCAGCAACAAAGGCUUAUCCUGCCAGUGAUUGAGUUCCCCACUCUAAACGGUCAGUUGAUGGAGUAUCCCGAAGAUACAGAGAGUGCUGAGUUUGAGGAAGAGGAAGGCCAUGAUGAUGAGGAUCACGGAAGUGAAUUGCACGAUGAAAACAAUGCCGGCACCGACAUGGAAGUGGAUCCCGUUAACGAGGAGCCAACUCCGGGAGUGAAAACUGCCACGGUGGCCAGUGUGACCACAACGACAACUACGGCUACAACUGGUAAAAGAUUCGUGCUGAAGCGACGUCUGCACAAUGGUUCCAUAUCAUCGAGUCCCAGCAAUGGAAAUGGAGAAGCUAGCAGCAAUGGAGGUUCUCUGAUGCCCCAGUUGGUGAGCACGGCGACUGGAUCGGCCGGCAUUCCACCUGGAGUCGCCCACCUAGCUCCACGUGGAUCCAGUGGAAGUCUGAAGAUCCGGAAAAUUGAGCCGUAGCACCAACAGAUUCUCGCCCUGCGAGCUCGCGAUCCGGAUGCGCAAAUGCCCCACCUGCCUGCGCUGCUCCAGCUGCCACAGCUGCGGCACCAUCUGUAAAUAAGCCAUUACAUUACAUCGGUUAUUAAUUCUAUGUAUCUAAACGUUUGCCCUUAAAUCUUAACGUAACUAAAGUAAACUAAAUCUUAAAAUAAAGACUACUACUAUGUAUGAAAUAC